Neoarius graeffei (lesser salmon catfish) is the source of this 2475-nucleotide messenger RNA. It is a transcript of the gene pdha1b, whose product is annotated as pyruvate dehydrogenase E1 subunit alpha 1b. Lineage: Eukaryota; Metazoa; Chordata; Actinopteri; Siluriformes; Ariidae. Bases 93 to 1265 code for a protein of 390 amino acids. The transcript is spliced from 11 exons. Gene Ontology annotation, biological process: pyruvate decarboxylation to acetyl-CoA. Gene Ontology annotation, molecular function: pyruvate dehydrogenase (acetyl-transferring) activity. Gene Ontology annotation, cellular component: intracellular membrane-bounded organelle. The record is from RefSeq and is a predicted model, not a curated record.
CGGACUUUGUGCCACCACAGAAGAAGAACAAAGCGCGGAAGAGCGGAGAAACAGAAGCUCGCUGUUAGUGUCGGCUGGAAAGUCAGUAAAACAUGUUGCCUUUGAUUUCAGUCGCGUUGAGAGGUGCAGGAAGGAAUAAGGUUUCCUCUGCAGUGCUCUCCAGCCGCUUCUACGCCAGCUUCACUCCUCAGGCCUCGUUUGACAUCAAGCCAUGUGACCUUCACCGGCUGGAUCAGGGUCCUCCGACACAAGCCGUGCUCACUCGAGAGGAGGGGCUGAAUUACUAUCGCACCAUGCAGCUCAUGAGACGCAUGGAGCUGAAAGCGGAUCAGCUGUACAAACAGAAGAUCGUCCGAGGCUUCUGCCACCUCUACGAUGGACAGGAGGCUUGUGCAGUGGGCAUUGAAGCCGCAAUCAACCUCACCGACCACCUGAUCACAGCGUACCGAGCUCAUGGGUACACUUACACCAGAGGAGUGUCUGUCAAGGAGAUCCUGGCUGAGCUCACAGGUCGAAAGGGUGGCGUUGCUAAAGGCAAAGGAGGCUCCAUGCACAUGUACACAAAGAAUUUCUACGGUGGAAACGGCAUUGUGGGAGCUCAGGUUCCUCUCGGGGCCGGAGUGGCCCUCGCCUGUAAGUACCAGGGCAAUAACCAGGUGUGUGUCACGCUCUAUGGGGACGGAGCUGCGAACCAGGGGCAGAUCUUUGAGACAUACAACAUGGCGGCGCUGUGGAAGCUGCCGUGCAUCUUCAUCUGCGAGAACAAUAGAUACGGCAUGGGCACGGCAGUGGAGCGAGCCGCCGCCAGCACGGAUUACUACAAGCGAGGGGAAUUCAUUCCUGGACUGAGGGUGGAUGGCAUGGACGUGCUUUGCGUCAGGGAGGCUACCAGGUUCGCUGCAGACUACUGCAGAUCCGGAAAGGGUCCAAUUCUUAUGGAGCUUCAGACCUAUCGUUACCAUGGACACAGCAUGAGUGAUCCAGGAAUCAGUUAUCGGACACGUGAGGAGAUCCAGGAAGUGCGCAGCAAGAGUGACCCAAUCACCAUGCUGAAGGACCGACUAAUUAACAACAACAUGGCCAGUGUGGAGGAAAUUAAGGAGAUCGACGUGGAUGUGCGUAAGGAGGUGGAGGAAGCGACGCAGUUUGCCACGUCCGACCCCGAGCCCCCGCUGGAGGACCUGUGUAACUAUCUCUACCACAACGAGCCGCCCAUCGAGGUGAGAGGCACAAACCCCUGGUCCAAGCUCCGCUCCUCCAGCUGAACAGCAGCAGCUCCACAGAGAGCACCGCCACGCUGACGCCGCAGCCGCGAUCUCCAAACUGAUGCUGAGCUCAAAACGCACAUGUGCCAGAGAUCUCGUUCACUACAUCAUCAUCAUCAUCAUGUGGUUUCCUUAUACACUUCUGAAAUGUCAGCUGUUACGUACUUUAUUACAUAAUUCUGUUACGUAAUUUAAUUCUAUUGCUUCGUUUUUCAAAAAAAAUGCUUUUCAUCUGUUGAAAAAUAAAUUUCUUUUUUCCUUUUCCUGAUUGCAAAAUACUGCGAAUAAAAAAUGUAUCUAUAUCUACAAAAGUACAAAAUGAGCGCUGUGUUGGGUCAGAGCCCCAGUUUUACAAAGUCCUUUAAACAGUUUAUACGCAGGCAACAGCUUCCAGCUGCAUUUGUGGUUUUGUGUUUAAUGUUAUAUUUUGUGCCUUUUAAAUAUACCUUUUAGUUGUUGUUUUUUUUUUGUGGGGGGGGUCUUUAGAUAUCCCUCUUCUAUUUUUUUUUUUUAAAGUCUUGUUUCACAAAUUUCACUUUAUUUGAAAUGCCUCAUUUUGUGCUUUUGUUUGUUUUCAUUAUAUUUAAUCCCCCCCAGGCAGUUCUGAUUUUUUUUAUUUUUUUUUUAUUUCCCUUUCCUUUCCCCACCCUUGGGUUGAUUUUUGUUUCACAUAAUUAAUAAAUAUAAUUUUUGAAUCCCUUUUAAGAACACAACCCGGUCUUUCUUCUUUGCAUGAUCAUUAAAACGAGGAACCCUUGUGAUCUUAUAACUGAAUAACACAACCUUCUUCCUAAAUCAGCGACUUUUCCGAAUGAUAAAUUUCCCCACAGUGUUGAGACUGUGGAGUUUCACAAAUACUGCACUUUACACUGCGAUCCAAACGACUCCUGCUGUUAAAACGCAGAGUAUCAGCCUGUACGUGUGUGUUUUCGCUCUGUGUAUGACAUUUUAUUUUCUUUAUGAUAGACCCAGCUGGGGUGCAGUCAAUCGGAGGCAGAGGUUUAUCUGUCAGUGAUGUGUCAGUGAUGUGUCAGCUAUUAUAAACAGGAUUAAAAUGCACUUCUUUGCUUAUUUUCUGUCUGGAGUUGGUUUUGCUUUCAGGUCUCACCAUCUGCUGAUUGUGAAAAUCCUGUCGUUUAUUAACUCGGAGCAGGGUGUAGACUGCUGGAACUGUACUGUAAUAAAUAAACGUGAGCGAUUUGUACUAUAA